Molecule: messenger RNA, 1570 nt
Organism: Juglans microcarpa x Juglans regia
Lineage: Eukaryota; Viridiplantae; Streptophyta; Magnoliopsida; Fagales; Juglandaceae
Product: metal tolerance protein B
Exons: 3
Coding region: 335-1462 (375 amino acids)
Biological process (GO): zinc ion transmembrane transport
Cellular component (GO): vacuole; plasma membrane
Molecular function (GO): zinc ion transmembrane transporter activity
Source: RefSeq, a predicted model, not a curated record
AUUUGUUACAACUUGGGCGUAAAUCAUGCGGAAAACGAAACAUUCCGCACGGUCUAGUCUGGGCGUCGGUCUGUGUUUCUAUGUGACUAUGUCUGGUCUUACUGACCGUUGAUCCCGUUUGAUUCUUUCCAUGUUGAUCGUUUCAUAUAGACCUUAGACUUUUUGUUUCUCCUUUAUUCCUCAACCUAUCUAUGAGAUCAAAUUCGUAUACGAGUCCCCCUUACAGGCUUCUCUCUGUCUUUUCAUCUGCUUCUCAGGAUAGAUUUUGGGACAGGGACACUUGCAUGACAUACAAUAGGGCUACAUAGACUCUGGUGGACUUGAUAAAAAAAAGAUGGAGCAAGAGGAAACGCCCAUCUUGAGAACAAAUUCCCAGGUGGAAAUUGAGAUUCCAGUAGUUUCUGAAAAAAAUGAAAUCCACUCCCUGCCACAGAGUUUAUCUUGCAAACAUCUUUGUGCUUUCUCCAGACAAGAAAAUAGUACUUUGGAGUCAGAACAACGAUCAAAGUCGGUGGUAAAACUAUGUGGACUUAUCAUUUUUUAUAUAAUAGUAAUAAUAGUAGAGAUUUUUGGUGGUGUGAAAGCCAACAGCCUUGCAGUUAUCACAGAUGCAGCCCACUUGCUCUCUGAUGUUGCUGGAUUGUCCAUUUCUCUUUUCACUGUAUGGGCUUCAGGUUGGGCGGCAACAUCUCACCAUUCUUUCGGAUACAAUCGUCUUGAGGUUUUGGGUGCCCUUCUAUCUGUGCAGCUUAUAUGGUUGAUCUCUGGGAUUUUAAUUUAUGAAGCCAUUGACAGAAUUCUUUACAAAAACGCAAAGGUGAAUGGGAUGCUUAUGUUUGCGAUUGCAGCAUUUGGAUUUAUUAUUAACUGUCUGAUGGUCGCAUGGCUUGGUCACAAUCACGACCACAGCCACACUCAUCAUGCCUGUGGACACAUGGAUCAUAAUCAUGAUCAUGAAAAGGAGGAACUAUGUGCAACAACUGAAGAGGAGACUAACUUGGUGUCAGAUUCUCCAGAAAAGUCCAAAAUAUUAAACAUAAAUGUCCAAGGUGCUUACCUGCAUGUCUUGACUGAUCUGAUUCAGUCUGUGGGGGUGAUGAUUGCUGGAGCCAUCAUAUGGGCAAAACCAGAUUGGUUAGUGGUUGAUCUGAUCUGUACUCUUAUAUUUGCAGUUCUUGCUUUAAGUACUACUGUGUCUAUGCUUAGAAAUAUAUGCGGCAUACUGAUGGAGAGGACUCCAAUAGAGAUUGAUAUUGAUAAGCUAGAAAAUGGCCUCAAGUGUAUCAAAGGAGUUCAGGAUGUUCAUGACCUACAUGUUUGGGCAAUAACUGCGGGGAAAAUUGUGUUAUCUUGCCAUGUAACAGCUGAUCCUCUAGUUUCCUCGAGUGAAUUGAUUUGCAAGAUCAGAGAUUUCUGUGAAAGAACAUACAGAAUACAUCAUGUAACUGUGCAAAUUGAAUAGCAACUUAUACAUUUAACAUUCCUUCUUUCUUGUUCAACUUUCUUCAGUUCCUACUGUUUAAGUUAGAAGAGAGUCGUGAAAUAAAAAAGCAAGGCCAUUGUCUACCAA